Fulmarus glacialis (Northern fulmar) is the source of this 1273-nucleotide messenger RNA. It is a transcript of the gene UPB1, whose product is annotated as ureidopropionase, beta. The coding region runs from base 10 to 1161 and encodes 383 amino acids. The transcript has 10 exons. The record is from RefSeq and is a predicted model, not a curated record. Gene Ontology annotation, molecular function: beta-ureidopropionase activity. NCBI's taxonomy places the organism in Eukaryota, Metazoa, Chordata, Aves, Procellariiformes, Procellariidae.
CACCGCGCCAUGGCGGGAGGCCUGGAGUCGCUGGAGUCAUGCUUGGAGCAGCACAUACCACCCGAGGACCUCGCCGAGGUGAAGCGGAUCCUCUACGGGGGCGAGGCAAGAAAACUUAAUUUACCAGCUGCUGCUCUAUCAGCAGCUCAGGAAGGAGAUUUUGAGCUACAGGGCUACGUAUUUGAAGCUGCUCCAGAGCAAUUGAGAAGGCCACGUAUUGUUCGAGUAGGACUGGUACAAAAUAAAAUUCCACUUCCCACAGACACAGCCGUGGCAGUCCAGGUGGCUGCACUGCACAGACGAAUUGAGGAGAUUGUGGAAGUAGCUGCAAUAUGUGGGGUCAACGUAGUUUGUUUCCAGGAGGCUUGGACCAUGCCCUUUGCUUUUUGUACAAGAGAGAAGCUUCCUUGGACUGAAUUUGCGGAGUCAGCAGAGGAUGGGCCAACAACAAAAUUCUGUCAAGAGCUGGCAAAGAAAUACAAUAUGGUUGUGGUAUCUCCAAUCCUGGAGCGAGAUGAAAUACACGGAGGAACUCUGUGGAAUGCUGCAGUGGUCAUUUCUAAUUCUGGAGCUGUCCUUGGCAAAAGUAGGAAAAAUCACAUUCCAAGGGUUGGAGAUUUCAAUGAGUCUACUUACUAUAUGGAAGGAAAUACAGGACACCCAGUGUUUCAGACGCAGUUUGGAACAAUUGCUGUGAAUAUCUGCUAUGGGCGCCAUCAUCCUCUGAACUGGCUCAUGUUUAGUAUGAAUGGAGCAGAGAUCAUCUUUAACCCUUCAGCCACUAUUGGAACGCUCAGCGAGGCACUGUGGCCAAUUGAAGCAAGAAAUGCUGCCAUAGCUAAUCACUGCUUUACAUGUCCCAUCAACAGGGUAGGAACGGAAUACUACAAAAAUGCCUUUACUUCUGGAGAUGGUGGAAAAGCACACCAUGACUUGGGCCAUUUUUAUGGCUCAAGUUACGUAGCUGCACCAGAUGGCAGUAGGACCCCAGGACUCUCUCGCACUCAGGAUGGACUUCUGGUGGUAGAGAUGGAUCUAAAUCUUUGCAGGCAAGUCAGUGACAAAUGGAAUUUUAAGAUGACUGGUAGAUAUGAAAUGUAUGCAGACAAGCUCACUGAAGCAGUCCAGCCUUAUUUUAUACCCAAUAUAAUUAAAGAGUAAGAGAGAGUAUCUUAUUACAAUCAAAGGUUACAUACAUUAAAAGGUACUGUUGGAUGAUAGCUUUACUGUGGAUCACAAGUUGUUAUUUUAAUGUUAACAUUUUAAUUUCCUG